Messenger RNA from Neolamprologus brichardi, 11757 nucleotides. The record is from RefSeq and is a predicted model, not a curated record. Lineage: Eukaryota; Metazoa; Chordata; Actinopteri; Cichliformes; Cichlidae.
UGUGACCACAUGCACCAGUCCAUGCGAGGACACAGACCUGGGAAGCUGAGAGCUUGAUAUCAUGGCAUUUGUGAACCGAUUUAAAGCCCUUUCAGAGGGAAAAGGAGAGUGAAGCAAAACCAUAAAACAGAGAAACGUAGACAGAUACCCAGUGGGGAAGAGGGACAGCAUGAGUGUGAAUGCUGAUGGGGAUAGCAACGCGUGGAGCAACAGAGCUGCAGAAUCCUGAAUCCAGCAGAUGGAGACUCCGUGUCCUUGUUUUGUGGUGAUCUGUGGAAGCAACAUGCAGCUCGCGCCUCUGCCUCGCACUGCUGCAGUGGAGGAGUAAAUGCGGAGCCCAGCACUGCUCCAGGUGAUCCACAGCAGCCCAGCCCGGCAGACUGCUCCCUCCUCAGCCUUCCCUCUCCUCCUCCUUUUCCUCCUUCUCCUUUUCCACCUCCUCAUCCUCUUCCUCCUCCACCACCUCCUCUUUUUCCUCCUCCUCCUCUUCUUCCUCCUAUGUCACUGCUCCAUUCCUCUGAGGGCUUUGGAAAGAGAUAAGAAAGGAUCAGAAAAGCAGAGGAGAAAUCCUGCUUUCCCCCCUUCCGUUCUCAGAUGUGACACACCUCUGCCCGACUGUCCGCCGCUUCCCUGUCAUCGUGUGAAGACGCGCCGCAUAUGUGCUCAAAUGUCUCCGGAACAUAGACUCGCUACUAGACCAGAAGACUUCAUCUUGGUCUCUGUCUCGAAAGUUCAAUGAAGGCAGACGCCUCCCUCCAUCCAGGAACAUGAAGGGCUUAUCGGGCAGCCGCUCCCAACAUCAGAUUCCUCUACCCCACGGCUUGGACUAUGAUCCCCACGUCCAUGACAUCCACACUCACCAUGGCGCUGACUCCCGCCACCCAUCUUACCUGCUCAGCCCCACAGAGAGCUGCCCUAUGGACUUCCACCACCGCUACUCACCACGCAGCUCCAUCCACUCCGACUGCAUGAUGAUGUCCCCUGUCAUGAUGCCCCCAGCUGCUGCAUCUGACCACAUCUCCAGUAGCACCUUCCCCAGAAUGCACUACAGCUCUCAGUAUUAUGACUCAGCCACACGGGACGACUGCGCUGCCAUCACAGCCUCCGCCACAUCCCCAGCUGUUGCGGCUGCUGCAGCUGCAGCAGCUGCCUCUUCCCACCAUGCUGGCACCAAGAGCAACCGCCUUCCUGCUAAUCUCCUGGACCAGUUUGAGAAACAACUGCCACUGCACCGUGACGGCUUCCACACUCUACAAUACCAGCGCACCUCCACCACCACCGAGCAACGCAGUGAGAGUCCCGGCCGCAUUCGACACCUUGUUCAUUCAGUCCAAAAGCUCUUCACCAAGUCCCACUCCCUGGAGGGAUCGUCCAAGAUGAAUGGCACAAAAGGUGACAUUGUAGGAGGGGGUUAUCACCAUCAUGGCCACCACUCCACAAAACACGGUAGCAAGAGGAGCAAGAGCAAAGAACGUAAGCACCGCUCUGGUGGCUGGUGGAGCUCAGAUGACAACCUGGAUAGUGACAGCACCUAUCGCACACCCAGUGUCAUGUCACGGCACCAUGGGGAACAUGUCGGCCACUACCACCCAGAUUCCAUGCACAGCCACCACUUUGGAGACCUGUCACUCAAGACCUCAAAGAGUAACAAUGAUGUCAAGUGCUCAGCGUGUGAAAGUAUGGCCAUGGGACCCGAGGGCAAGUUCAUGAAGAGGAGCUCCUGGUCGACUCUAACAGUCAGCCAGGCCAAAGAGGCCUACAGGAAGUCAUCGCUUAAUUUAGAGAAACCCAUGAUGUACACGGACCUCAAGUCAUCGCGGACAUGUCAUUACCUGCAGGUGCCCCAAGAUGAGUGGAGUGGAUACCCAGGUGAGAAGGAUGACGAGAUCCCAUGUCGGCGGAUGCGAAGCAGUAGCUAUGUUAAAGCAAUGGGAGAGGUGGAUGAUGAAAGUGGGGACUCUGACACCAGCCCUAAGACCUCUCCACAAAAGACCAUUCGGUCAGAUGCUCUUGUCCUCAAAUCAGCCAUGCAGAGACCCCAUUUAGACUCCCACAGCCAGGGCUACCACUUGCAAACCACAAGAGAUAUACAGCCCCACCCUAGUGUCACGCUGGACCCCGCCACCUUUCAUCCCCCGCCCUUCCGCUCUCGCAACCAGAGCUACAUGCGCGCCGUCAGCACCCUCAGUCAGGCUAGCUGCGUCAGCCAGGUGAGUGAGACUGAGAUCAAUGGCCAGUUUGAGUCAGUUUGCGAGUCCGUUUUUAGUGAAGUAGAAUCCCAGGCCAUGGAGGCCUUGGACCUGCCUGGUUCGUUCCGCACUCGAAGCCACAGUUACCUCCGUGCAAUUCAGGCUGGUUAUUCCCAAGAUGACGACUGCUUGCCUUCAAUGACAUCCUCCACUGUCACUUCAACUCUCAGAUCCACAACAGGGAUUCAGUUUCGUCUCCCUACUUCCUGCAGCGUGGAUCGUGCUCAGCCACCUCCAGCGGUAUCAUAUCCUCCCAGUUACAAGAAGACUCCACCUCCUGUGCCCCCGCGCACCACCACCAAGCCUCUUAUCUCUGUAACAGCCCAGAGCAGUACAGAGUCCACCCAAGAUGCCUACCAUGAGGGCAGGCAUCCACGGGGUGGUCUGUGGACCACAGACAGUCUCGGCCGUCCCAUCUACAGCUCCAUGGACAGCCUGGACAGCACCAAGGCGGUUACCAUGGCCAUGGAGUCAGCAGCAAGCAAGAGGCAUGCGUCGUUAGGCAGCCACACCUCGGUCCAGACAUGCGACAAAGCAGUGCUGGUGUCCAAGGCUGAGGAGUACCUCAAAACCCCACGUUCCUCUAUUGGGAUACAGGUGGAAACUGUGACAGACUCUGAGACUGACACUAAAGGCCUUCCUCAGUUCCAUUCUAUAGGGAUCCAGGUGGAGGAUAAAAAACGGCAUGGGAGGUUCAAGCGCUCCAACAGUGUGACCACUGCAGUGCAAGCAGACAUGGAGUUGGAGGGAUUUCCCUCCAUGGAGGAUAAAGGUUUGCAGUUCGGUGGUGCCUUCGGCCGCCACUCUGAGCCCAGCACGCCAACACAGUAUGGAGCGAUCCGUACGGUGCGCACACAGGGCCUUUUCAGUUACAGGGAGGACUACCGGCCUUCCAGUGGGCCACCCAGCCCGCAGCCUGAACCCUGGCUGGUUGAACCCAGCCUGGAGAGCACCGACACAGGCCGAGUAACCCCCCUCCGCAGGGACGGCAGCUGGUUUAUGCAGCUCCUUCACAACGAGACCAAGCGGUUGGAGGCAUGGUGCAAAGAGAUGGAGGCAGAGGCAGAGGAGCAUGACCUGUCAGAGGAGAUCCUAGGAAAAAUCCGAAGUGCAGUUGGAAGUGCUCAGUUAUUAAUGUCUCAAAAGUUUCAGCAGUUUUACUGGCUAUGCCAGCAGAAUCUGGACCCCAGUGCCAUGCCCAGACCCACAUCUCAGGACCUGGCUGGAUUCUGGGACCUUUUGCAACUUUCCAUCGAUGACGUCACUGCCAAGUUUGAUGAGCUGCAGCAGAUCAAGAGCAACCAGUGGCAGCUGGUGGAGAGCCCAGAUAAGAAGGAGCGGAAGUGGCCACCCCCUCUGCCAAAAAGGUCAGCCAAGGGGCGUGGCGGUGUGAUGCGGGAACGCUCUCUGGACCUUCAGGACCGCCAGCGACAGGAAGCCCGCAGACGCCUCAUGGCUGCCAAAAGAGCAGCUUCUUUCAGACAGAACUCGGCCACAGAGAGGGCAGACAGCAUCGAGAUCUACAUCCCUGAAGCCCAGACGCGGCUUUGAGGUCCACGGAUUCAUCCUCAGCUCCCCUCGUGCACCUCCACCCGACACCAGCACGUGGCGCCACAUUCAGCCCCCUUGUGCUGUCAACUAUUGUCGCUGCUCAUCCAUGUUUCCAUCUGUUGUAAUACCCUGGGUUGUCUCUACUGAAUCUACACUAAGCAAAUAUUUCACCUGUAGAAACCAAAAGUGUCUCCAGAACAGUAAAAACUGGACAACAGAUCAUUUUCCUCUUGUUUUUAUGGUCAUUUGUUUGGCUAAUGAUGAUCUUGGGCCAGCUGAAUUGGUGAUGAUAGUAUGGUGUUUAUGCACGGAUGUGGAUAUUUAAAAUAAGAACAACAACAGCAAAAAAAUAAAUAAAAAUCAGUUACAUUUCUGCCACUUGGAGCGGCUAAAACAGAAAUUUGCUUAGUGUAGUUUUAAGACCACAGGGGAUUUUUUUUCGCCCCCACGAGUUCUGCACCAUGACGAUUAGUUUAUAAAGCCUAAAACGAACAUUCAUCCUUACUACACCACAUCACUGUUUUGUUUUUUAUUUUCCACACCAGCAUUUUCUUAUACCUCUUUUCCACUUAUACAGUGCCAGUGCCAGUUCUGCCUCGGUGCCUUUUGAGAACCAGCCCACAUUUUGACAGGUCUGAAAAAACGGCCACUACAUCAUAGAAGAAAAAAGCCUUUGUGGACAGAUACGCAUAUGCAUAUGCCAAUUAUUGGUGGAUUUAAUGCAGUAGCCCCCUCCCAUAGCCACCGAUGGUUCCAGCUUUGGGACAGGCAAUUUUACGGCACCUCUGCUUCUUUGGAAAUGGACGGAACCAGCUGAAGAUUAGGCACCUGGACUGGGCGGGUGGAAAAGGGGUACUAGACUUUUCCAUCGUUCCCAUUCUUGCACUGUGUUGAGGGUGAUGUUAUACAGCACUUGUCACAUUUAAAAGAAAACGCAAAAGUGCAACUUUUUUCUCACCAGCAACAGUGGUCUUGGGCUAAAGCAACCUGUGCAGGGGUGGUUUCCCAUAAUGAUGUCACUUAGCGCGAUUGACGAGCCUCUGAAAAUCUGUAACUGCUGAAAGAAAUGCAGGGGAAGUCGUUUCUUCAACGCCUCCCAUCAAAUUUGAAGUCGGAAUAGAUGGAGAGUAACAAAAGUUUUGAUAGGGUUUUUGGGACCCUUCAUAUCGAUCCAACAACAAUUUUCCAUGUUUAAUCAGGCAUGCUGCAGCUGCUGCCCAGUGUUGCUGACUGAGAUCUAAAAAUAUGACUAAAACUCCAUCAUUUCCACAUCCAUUCAUGUUCAUCAAGACUAGACAAUUCUACGACAUGUAGGUUAUUUGCUGCUGGAUGCAUUUCCAUUGCAGAAAAAAAUAUGAAUUAUUAACAAAACAGAGUUUUACAUGGCCCGAAAGAGGUGACUGUAUCAAAAAAAAAAAUGCAUUUUGCACCUUAUAAUAUACAUGUUUGUAUUUCCAAGGGAAAUGUAGUUUAUGAAGCUCAUGCGAUAUUGUUGCAGUUGAAUUGCAAGGACAGAUAUGGAAAAUUUACUACAGAAUUUCAUACAGUAUUACUCUAUAGGUCAUAGAAAUUGCACCUUUUUGUCAUAUUGUUUCUUUUUUUUCUUCUUAAUGGCAUUACUGCCAUCGCAUAAGGAAAUAUUGUAAUUCUAACACUUUUACUUCUACUUGCAGUAUCUAUCAUAUGACCAACGUCACAAUCUACAGUAAACAUUUAGUAUUUCUAGUUAAACCUGUUGUUGGUUGAUUUGACAAUGUAUCUGUCCUAAUGACUAAAAUGUGUUCUUUAGCUAACAAACCAUUUCUCACAACUCACUGCAUCUGACCUUUUUACCAAGUGGCGCAUAACGAAAGCCCUUCUGUUCUUAUUUUGAUCUGCUCACGUAGUCUAGGAAAGACAGGUGCAAAUGACACUUUAACAAUAUUCAGUUACUAUAGUAAAUGGUGCUGCUUUUUACUCUAAAACUGUUGUCCUUUACCCAGUCCUAUGUGCACGCACACACACACACACUCAAGGACUUUUUAAACAGAGAUUUAUUAAUAUGGUGCCCACCGUCUCUCCGAUGACUUGUGGUAGAUUGUGACUUUAGAAACGAUCAUCUUUGCAAUGCUCUUGCCCUCAGUGAUGUAAAUGUGGAGAAGGUACGAUGGCUUAACUUCCUUUCGAAAAUGCAAAGAGGUCAGGGAUAUCUGUUUAUCGCAUGGGAGAGAUUACAGGCUUUGACAUUCCACCAACCUCAAGCUGAAAUCUAAUACUGUAUGCCCGCCUUGAGCCAAGGGCAUGCUGCUAUAGCUGAAAGAAAAUAAUAAUACGCGUCCAUAUUUUAUACUCCCUGACACCUGCGAUGCAAGCCCAUUCAUCCUCAUUUGCCAAUCUUAACCCCAACUAAUGAAUACGAAUGUUGUUAUGGCCACAGGAAUGGCACUCAGUAGGGGAGAGCAGUCUGUGUACCAUCAGUACUUCUGGGAGGCAGUGAAACAUGCUUGUUGUGAGGGAUCGCGGGUGUACAUCAGUGCUAGAAGACCCUACCUUACCAGAUGGCCUUAACCAAAACAGUCGUGAAUGUACAGCCUCCGAUGAUGCAAAAAAAAAAAAAAUAAAUAUAAUAGUAAGAUGAAAUUCCAACUAAAUUGGACAGGGCUGAAGUCACUCUCAAACCUUUUACUUUUUUAUUGUAUAUUUGCUCAUCUCAAAUCGUUUUUUUCUACUUAAUGUGACUGAUUUAAAGACGAAACAGGGUGUGAUAAAAUAACAGGAGACACAGAGAGAAUUACAUCCUCCUACGCUUUUAUCAAAUUUGCGAUAUCACAAAUGUAGUUCACAGUUAUUCCAGAAGUGUGAAGUAUUGCUGAAAGAAAAGCGCACACUUAUCUGUGAAAACCGAAAUCGUAGUAGAGCCACUUCACACAUGAAUGAAUAUUAUAAAUUAAGUAAAAUAGGAUUUAAUGAAAGCAGGAUGUUUAAAGUAGGCACAUUUAUAUAGACAGUAACUGUUUCACAUUUAAACUGAGUAAUAAAGGUAAUCUGCAAUCCAGCUCCUUGUUAUCCAGAUUUGAGUUCAUUGAUUUAGUUGUUCUAAAUACAUAUAUGUCCCUGCAGGCUGUGUGUCCCACUGCAGAACAAAGAAGAAGGUACAGUAAUUUCAUCCAAAAGACGACAAGGACUUGGCUUUAAUUUCCGAGGAAUCAAUACAAUUUACAGCCAAUAAUAACACACGGCUUUUAGUGUAUUGCAAGAGGGAGGAUCCAGUACGUCCUGACUGGUCAGAUUUAUUUUCCCCUUUUCAAAGAGGAAAUCAUUUUUUCAUUCAUAUCCAUUUAUUUGGGGCUUUUCUUUUUUAAUUUAUACAGUUCUGUAGUGUUUUUUUGGGGGGGGGUUGUUUGUUUUUGUUUUUUAGAGCAGUUGGUUGGUGAAAAGGUGUGGUCUGCCUUUAAUUUAUUGAUGCUAUACAGGCUGCAGUUUUCAUCCAGCCCAUAUUAUCACACAGAAACCUUUUCUUUGGCCUCCUUGCUUGGGUUGCAUUUGAACAUUUUGGCCAUUUUUCACAUAAUAUUACAAUUUACUACUUUAUAAUCAUUCAAACAAUUUACCAUCUUAGCGUUCAUUGCCGUAUGCAUAUAAUACAUGGUUAAGCGCUUCAAUGAACACAUAUAUUCUCAAUUAUUACCCCCAAAUCUAAGAACUGUGGUGAUUUUGUUCAUCACUCUUCAUUUAUUUCAUCUUGGGGGGCUGUCUCCAUUUCCAUCCUUUAAUAUUACAUCCUUAAUAUCAUUUCCCUAGCAUCUUCACUCAGUUUUGGUCUGUAGGUUUGGUCUGUUGGUUUAGAAAUAUGAAAGUCCUCAUUUAUUUCACUGGUUCCUCCCUAAGUUGCGCCCUUGGAAUGAUUGGCGACCGUUUCUCUGAAUUAUGACAACCGUCGAUGGGCUAUUUUAACAAUCCAGCUGCUCUUCCACCUGACUGAAAGUCAUGCAAAUCAAGUCUACUUCCCACAGACUGAAUACUGUGAUACCAUCUUAUGUAGAACUUGAUGAUAUUUAAAGAACUACCUAUUGUAAAGAAGCUUUUUUUUUUUUUUUUGUCCUUUUGUAGCUUUGAGUUACUGUUGCUUGCAGGCUUUUCAACCAGUAAGCUUGAGUAAAAUCUACAAAAGGACUUUGACGCUUUCUGAACUCGCCACCUUAAAAGAAUGGCUUAAAAAAGAUAAACAGGAUUCAGAGUAACGGCCACACGGCAUGAAUGGGAGGGAUGUUUUUGCACCAACUGCAUGUCAGGAAGGCUAACGUCAGAAACAAAGAUGUCCUCAAGAGUUGCAGGGAUGCUAAUAUAAUAUAUUGUAAGUGACAAUAAAGGCACACAUGGUCAAAAAUUUAGCUAAAGUGUGUGCUAUUGUGGAAUAACGCAGGGCUAUUGUGUAAACAUGGUACCAUUUACCCUUCAUUUGCAUAGCAUUUCCAAUGAAACGCAUAAUAUUUGUCUUUCACGUCUCCCAGUUUUUCCCAUCAUGCUAUGAGGGGCUUAGAAGUCUGGCAACUAUGUAUAUGACAAAUCCUCAGGUGCCUUAAAGUUUGAUUCACAUAGGACUGAGUGAAUGUUUUUGGGUUGAAGUAUGGAAAAAAGACUGCAACCUGCAAAGGACUGCACCACUAAGAGUGCAAGUUUGCCUGAAAUACCUUUACAAGGGCUGGAUACCGGGCUGGGUCGGGCUGCAGAAUUUCAAAUGGAUUUACAUUUAUAUUUGACUGAUUUAGAGGUCCUAUUGUAAUAAACUUCAGCACAAUACAGUCUAGAGGGUAUCAAAGGAGGAUUUGCUAUUUUGUUUUCCACGUUUUCUUUGACAAAGAUUCAUAGUGACUCGUUUUUAUGACAUGAGAUGAAAAACACACACAAAUUGCAGAGAACCAGUGGAUAUGACAGUGUAAAUGCUACACGUCAGAGUGUAUGUCACAUCCAUUUCUGCUAAUCAUAAAAGAUGACUUAUUUAAUAAGGUCUUUCUUUUAAUUCCUCCUAGCUGUGAUAUUGUAAUCUUGGGAUGUUUCUGCCAUUCUUGGCAUUUACGUCCACAGAAUCGGGAGACUGACAAAACUUGACCAGCCAAAAAAAAAAGGGCAAUAGUGUUUUCAUACAAUGACAGGCAGGCUCACCUACAGCUAUUUACCUCAUGGUUUAGUGUUUUAGCAAACAUGGUUUUAGUAGGAGUAGUUGUGAUCUCCACAGGAACACUUUGUCACGCCUGUGUACUAUGCAGCAGUAGUUCUGUGGGGCGGCAGAGCUUGCAGGCCCUGGUGCAGAUCAUCUUUCCUUCACAGAGAGCCGAAAGCACCGCGUUCAUUGAGCUGUGCACCGCAGGAGCUAAAACACCACGCUGUCAUUGCCAUCCAGAUCCUUUACAGCUCACUCCUCAUGACUCUUUUAUGCUGAUUUCAAAAUAAUAUAGUGUAAACAGAAAGUCGGCUAACUUUCAGCAAAACGCUCUAAAAAAGAUUCACGUGAACGUGACGAGUCAGAGUUACUUUGCCGGGGUCACUUUUCCCUGUUUAGUCGCUAUUCAAGAUAGCUGUUAUGCUUUACAGCAUCCAUAUUUUAGCCUGACAUCAUAUAACAGCUGUCCUGAAGUUAAACCUCAGAGAAGUCUGUAUAGGUGCUGAAUCAACCAACGCUUCUCCUUGUACUUUUAUUUUUCCUGAAUUUGCUUUUUUAUUUACUUUUUUUUUUGGUUGUUGUUUUAUUCUGACAAUCAGCAAACACCAAAAGCAUCAAAAUGCACACACGCAUACACACUACAACAGCAGUGUCAUUGUAUAUCCUCAAGAUAGCGCCCUGAGUUGCCCUUCUUCAUAUCUUGGGGAUCUUUAAAGUCUCUUUGGACUCCAUUUAAAAUAUUGUUCAAUUUUUUUUCUCCUUGUUUCCGAUACAGUUGCACUGCAAAGAUGUCUUUCUAUUGCUUGCUCUCUCUUCUCGUAAAACCACGUGACUUUCGAUGACAUCAGAGCGUCGCCCUGUUGUCGCAAGCCAAACAACCGUCGAGUCACUGUUGAGCACGUUUCACGUCAUGCUCCCACGUGUGAGAGUGUGUCUGCUCUUCAAGCAAUAAGCCUUAUUUAAAUAUUAGGGAUGACUUUUCAUUAUCUUCUUUCGAUUUUUUGACACAUCUGUGGGAAGUCGUAGGGGUUUCGGUUCAGCAGCAACCAGCCUGACACUGAGGAAAUACACUUUAAUGUAGAAAAGUUGACCUUAGUUGACUUUCAUUCGUGUCUCCUUUGAAGAUGCGAGCAGUUGCUUAGCUUGACCACAUAGACUCAAAACAGGGGAAAGAAUCUGUGCAUGUGAAAAAAUAGACUAAAACAUCAAACUACAAAUAUUUGCUAUGUUGGUUUGGAAUAUGACAAGAUGUCUUCAGGGGUGCUUGCAUUAAGAUUUUAUGACCUUUGGAGAGACACGGAUUGUCUGUUCCCCACAGUCUUUAUGCUAAGAUAAGCUAUCUGCUACCUUCAUGCUACCUAUCUGCAACUGCAACCAAAUAGCUAAAAUUGAAAAUCUCUUACCAUCAUCUGUAAAUUCAAAUUCACCUUAUCCAUUCAGAGAUCACUCAGAACAUUGAUUUAAAUCCAAAAUUAUAUAGGUGCUCAACAACCUUGCAUUUAUAUAAGAGCAGAAUCAGAAUGCAACCAGGGGAGUCGAGUUAGCUCAGUGGUGUAGACUGACCUUUGAUCUCUGUAUUUAUAAAUUUCACAUCAAUUGUUUGCAAACCCUCCCCAAUCCAUCUGACAAUCAGUCUGAGUCAAAUUGCAGCUGUUUGGAGACGGAUUGCCUCCCGCCAGGCAAUCACCUUGCGGUCAAUUGUGAUUGCCCGCAAUCACCUUGCGGUCAAUUGUGAGUAAGAGUGCAACUUCUUGUAGUCAAUCUCCAAAUACAAAAAAAUAAUCAAUGCAAUCAGUGAGAAAACUAGGAGGAUGUCGUCCUGUUUUCCUCUAUAGUGACUGAGCUGUUCUACAAACUUGAGAGUGGUACGGCGCUUUUCAUCAAACUCUCUUAAACAGUCUAAUAAUGAAUGUCUAAGGCAGCCUUAAAGGUUACGUAUUUCCUCUUAUGUCAUUCAGGUUGUUUUUAUUGCUCAUUUCAGUGUAACCUCAGUGCCCAUCUGUAUUAUGGGUAUGAGUCAUAAUAAAUCAUCUGAUCAGCUCUAAAUAGACACUUUCAAAUUUGUACAUUGUCCUAAUAGGGUUUUGUUUUGUUGAGUUUCUUUACAUUUAUGUUGUUUGUUUCUUUCUUUUUUUAGUGUCUCAUGUUUUAUGAGGAGAGAGAACAGUCACUUUUGUUUGCCUUUGGUGGAGAAAUGUCUUGUAUUGUGGCUGUGGGUAGAAAACAUUUAAAAAAAAAAAAAAAAAGGCCUCUCAUGGGUUUUUGGAAAGUGACAUGAGAAAAAUUUCAUAGCAUAAAAAGGUUUGUGGUUAGCUUAAAACUAUUUUGAAAUUGUUAGCUAUAUCAAUAAUGAGGAUAAAUAUAAUGCCAAAUAUUCAGUAUUUGUACAGAAAUAUACAUAUAUAAAUAUAUAAUAUAUGCCUAAUUUAAAUGGAACUAUUUUCCACUCUUGACCAUAUUUUUGUUGUUUAAUGUUUCUUUGUCAACAUUAUUUUAUAAGCUCUUCAGAUAGCAUGCAGGAUAGUGAAAAUGAAUGUAUUAUUUAGUGUUUCAUUGCUGGUCAGUAUUACAGCAUUCUACAGAUCAGUUUGUGUUUGUAGGAUUAAUUUAAGCUGAAUAUUUCAUUUCUAGACUUUUGUUUAUCUAUAAAUGACUUGUAAACUUUCUUUUAUAAAUGCAAGGUUUCGAAACAGUUUCAACAGUUUAUAUCAUUUUAUUAUUUCCCUGCUUAUCAAUGUGGUUCAGUAUACUUUGCCUCUUCUAAGUACUGCUAUCAACCAUCUGUUGUAAAUAAUUAUGCAAAUUAAACUUUUUGAA